Molecule: messenger RNA, 2250 nt
Organism: Mauremys mutica (yellowpond turtle)
Lineage: Eukaryota; Metazoa; Chordata; Testudines; Geoemydidae
Gene: RGS14
Product: regulator of G protein signaling 14
Exons: 15
Coding region: 171-1949 (592 amino acids)
Biological process (GO): regulation of G protein-coupled receptor signaling pathway; signal transduction
Molecular function (GO): microtubule binding; G-protein alpha-subunit binding; GTPase activator activity
Source: RefSeq, a predicted model, not a curated record
CAUAGUGACACUUCCUGUGGUAGCAAAAAGAGGUAGUGAGCAGCCCUGUGAGCCUGGCAGUGAGUGUGCCGUGCCGCUCCUCCCGCCAGGGACGCCCGCAGCCUGCUGGCCUGCACGGGGCCUGCCCACCGAGCCCCAUGCUCCCUGCCCGCACAGCCCCCUGCUGAGGCAUGCCUGGGAAAGCAAAGCACCUGGGCGUUCAAAGCGGCCACAUGGGCCUGGCUGUGUCAGAUGGAGAGUUAAACAGCUCCGGGGCCCGGGGCAGUAGCCACAGUGUGCACAGCCUGCCUGGUGCCCAGAGCGCAGACUACACUGCGCAGCUGCCUGUGGCCAGCUGGGCCGAGUCCUUCGAGACACUGCUGCAGGACCGGGUGGCCGUCACCUACUUCACCGAGUUCCUGAAGAAGGAGUUUAGUGCUGAGAACGUUUACUUCUGGCAGGCGUGUGAGCGAUUCCAGCAGAUCCCAGGCAGAAACACGCAGCAGCUGGCCCAGGAGGCCCGGCGGAUCUAUGACGAGUUCCUGUCCAGCCACGCGGUCAGCCCCGUUAACAUCGACCGGCAGGCCUGGAUCGGGGAGGAAAUGCUGGCCACGCCCACCCCCGACAUGUUCCGAGUCCAACAGCUCCAGAUCUUUAACCUGAUGAAGUUUGACAGCUACGCGCGCUUCGUGAAGUCCCCGCUGUUCCAGGCGUGUAUGAGGGCUGAGAAUGAGGGACAGCCGCUCCCCGACCUGCGGGCUCACUCCCGGAACAGCAGCCCCCCACCCGACCUCGGCAAGAAGGCGAAGCUGAAGCUGGGGAAGUCCCUGCCACUGGGGGUGGAGGUGGCCGGCAGCUGUGCUGGCAGGAGCCCCCAGAGGUCCUUCAGGAGAGGGGAGCGGAGAGAGCCCUCGUGGACAGAGGUGGAAGACGGCAAUGGGGGCUCGUCCCUGUGGCGUGAGUCCCAGGGCUCCCUGAAUUCCUCUGCGAGUCUGGACCUGGGCUUCCUCUCGUCGUCCUGCAGCAGCAGCAGCAUGGCCAGCAGCUCCCGGGCAGAGAGCCACAGGAAGAGCCUGGGAGGCACAGAGCCCGACCCACAGGCCAGGCCCAGCAAGUACUGCUGUGUGUACCUGCCGGACGGCACGGCCUCGCUGGCCUCGGUGCGGGCUGGCGUCUCCAUCCGCGACAUGCUGGCAGGCCUCUGUGAGAAGCGCGGCUUCAGCCUCCCUGACAUCAAGGUCUACCUGGUUGGCAAUGAACAGGCUCUGGUGCUGGACCAGGACAGUGUGGUUCUGAUGGACCAGGAGGUGAAGCUGGAGAACAGAGUCAGUUUCGAGUUGGAAAUUUCCCCCCUCAGUAAAACAGUGCGAAUCACUGCAAAGUCGACCAAGUGCCUGCGGGAGGCGCUGCAGCCUGUGCUGGGGAAGUACGGUGUGGAUGUGGAGCGGGCACUGCUGCGGCGGCAGGGGGAGCCGGGAGCCCUGGACCUGGAGAAGCUGGUCAGCACCGUGGCUGCGCAGAAGCUCAUCCUGGAAGCUGCGACAGAAGUGAAAGCGACUGGCGCUAGUGACACUGUUGUGGCUGCUUCCCCCCUUCGGUGCAAGGAGGGCGCCCCCACAGGCACAGAGGAGGAAGCAGACAUGCUGUCAGAGGUGCCCCCCUCCUUCACCAGGUCCAGGCCAGCAGCCCCGCGGGGCAUGAACCGGUGCACGUAUGACCUGGAAGGGCUGGUGGAGCUGCUGAACCGGGCCCAGAGCUGCAGGGCCAACGACCAGCGUGGGCUGCUCUCUAAAGAGGUCCUGGUCCUGCCCGACUUCCUGCAGCUGCCAGGGCAGGAUGCUGGCCCCAGCAAGAGCUCUGAGCGGCAGCAUGGCCCCUGCGAUGCCAGCCCCACACCAAAGGGGGCUGGUGCCCCUUGCCCCCUGGAUCCCGCACUGGCGCAGCCACCUGUCCACUCUGAACUGCACUGAGGCCCAUGCUGCACUUUCUUCAGAGCCAGCGUUGAGGAUGUCUGGCCCUGAUUUUGGGUCAGCUCCGGUGCCCUGGCCAAAUCCUGCGUCCUUAAACUGCCUCGGCAGUUUCAGGAAACUACAGUAUUCUCCACUUCCUGUCCUAAACUGUUGUGUAGUGUUGCUGUGAGUUGUUAAACAGCUGCCUCGUUCCACCCUAGAGGUAGCUGCAUCUCAGUGGCAAGUGAAGUGAGCCUGUAUAUAGUUUGUAUGUCAGUUAUUUGUAAAGCACUUUGGGAUGUAAGAUAUGCCUGAUUAACAA